UUGUCGCACCAGAUGGAGAGCACUCAUCCGGGCAAUCAACUAAAGCACGCGUGCCGCCUGGCUGCUCCCACCACCACCACCACCAUCACCACCACCACCACCACCACCACCACCACCACCACCACCACCACCACCACCACCACCACCACAAUCACCACCACCACCACCACAAUCACCACCACCACCACCACCACCACCACCACCACCACCACCACCACCACCACCACCACCACCACCACCACCACCACCACCACCACCACCACCACCACCACCACCACCACCACCACCACCACCACCACCACCACCACCACCACCACCACCACCACCACCACCACCACCACCACCACCACCACCACAAUCACCACCACCACCACCACAAUCACCACCACCACCACCACCACCACCACCACCACAAUCACCACCACAAUCACCACCACAACCCAUAAAUUGGAGAAGCGAGAGAGCAGGGAGGAAGGGAAGCGAGAGAGCAGGGAGGAAGAGAGGCGAGAGAGCAGGGAGGAAGAGAGGCGAGAGAGCAUGGAGGAAGAGAAGCGAGAGAGCAGGGAGGAAGAGAAGCGAGAGAGCAGGGAGGAAGAGAGGCGAGAGAGCAGGGAGGAAGAGAGGCGAGAGAGCAGGGAGGAAGAGAGGCGAGAGAGCAGGGAGGAAGAGAAGCGAGAGAGCAGGGAGGAAGAGAGGCGAGAGAGCAGGGAGGAAGAGAGGCGAGAGAGCAGGGAGGAAGAGAGGCGAGAGAGCAGGGAGGAAGAGAGGCGAGAGAGCAGGGAGGAAGAGAAGCGAGAGAGCAGGGAGGAAGAGAGGCGAGAGAGCAGGGAGGAAGAGAGGCGAGAGAGCAGGGAGGAAGAGAGGCGAGAGAGCAGGGAGGAAGAGAGGCGAGAGAGCGGGGAGGAAGAGAGGCGAGAGAGCAGGGAGGAAGAGAGGCGAGAGAGCAGGGAGGAAGAGAAGCGAGAGAGCAGGGAGGAAGAGAAGCGAGAGAGCAGGGAGGAAGAGAGGCGAGAGAGCAGGGAGGAAGAGACGCGAGAGAGCAGGGAGGAAGAGAAGCGAGAGAGCAGGGAGGAAGAGAGGCGAGAGAGCAGGGAGGAAGAGAGGCGAGAGAGCAGGGAGGAAGAGAGGCGAGAGAGCAGGGAGGAAGAGAGGCGAGAGAGCAGGGAGGAAGAGAAGCGAGAGAGCAGGGAGGAAGAGAAGCGAGAGAGCAGGGAGGAAGAGAGGCGAGAGAGCAGGGAGGAAGAGAGGCGAGAGAGCAGGGAGGAAGAGAGGCGAGAGAACAGGGAGGAAGAGAGGCGAGAGAACAGGGAGGAAGAGAGGCGAGAGAGCAGGGAGGAAGAGAAGCGAGAGAGCAGGGAGGAAGAGAAGCGAGAGAGCAGGAAGGAAAAGAGGCGAGAGAGCAGGGAGGAAGAGAAGCGAGAGAGCAGGGAGGAAGAGAAGCGAGAGAGCAGGGAGGAAGAGAGGCGAGAGAGCAGGGAGGAAGAGAGGCGACAGAGCAGGGAGGAAGAGAGGCGAGAGAGCAGGAAGGAAGAGAAGCGAGAGAGCAGGGAGGAAGAGAGGCGAGAGAGCAGGGAGGAAGAGAGGCGAGAGAGCACGGAGGAAGAGAGGCGAGAGAGCAGGGAGGAAGAGAGGCGAGAGAGAAGGGAGGAAGAGAGGCGAGAGAGCAGGGAGGAAGAGAGGCGAGAGAGCAGGGAGGAAGAGAGGCGAGAGAGCACGGAGGAAGAGAGGCGAGAGAGCAGGGAGGAAGAGAGGCGAGAGAGCAGGGAGGAAGAGAAGCGAGACAGCAGGGAGGAAGAAAAGCGAGAGAGCAGGGAGGAAGAGAAGCGAGAGAGCAGGGAGGAAGAGAAGCGAGAGAGCAGGGAGGAAGAGAAGCGAGAGAGCAGGGAGGAAGAGAAGCGAGAGAGCAGGGAGGAAGAGAGGCGAGAGAGCAGGGAGGAAGAGAGGCGAGAGAGCAGGGAGGAAGAGAAGCGAGAGAGCAGGGAGGAAGAGAGGCGAGAGAGCAGGGAGGAAGAGAAGCGAGAGAGCAGGGAGGAAAAGAGGCGAGAGAGCAGGGAGGAAGAGAGGCGAGAGAGCAGGGAGGAAGAGAAGCGAGAGAGCAGGGAGGAAGAGAGGCGAGAGAGCAGGGAGGAAGAGAGGCGACAGAGCAGGGAGGAAGAGAGGCGAGAGAGCAGGAAGGAAGAGAAGCGAGAGAGCAGGGAGGAAGAGAGGCGAGAGAGCAGGGCGGAAGAGAAGCGAGAGAGCAGGGAGGAAGAGAAGCGAGAGAGCAGGGAGGAAGAGAAGCGAGAGAGCAGGGAGGAAGAGAGGCGAGAGAGCAGGGAGGAAGAGAGGCGAGAGAGCAGGGAGGAAGAGAAGCGAGAGAGCAGGGAGGAAGAGAGGCGAGAGAGCAGGGAGGAAGAGAAGCGAGAGAGCAGGGAGGAAAAGAGGCGAGAGAGCAGGGAGGAAGAGAGGCGAGAGAGCAGGGAGGAAGAGAAGCGAGAGAGCAGGGAGGAAGGGAAGCGAGAGAGCAGGGAGGAAGAGAGGCGAGAGAGCAGGGAGGAAGAGACGCGGGAGAGCAGGGAGGAAGAGACGCGAGAGAGCAGGGAGGAAGAGAGGCGAGAGAGCAGGGAGGAAGAGAGGCGAGAGAGCAGGGAGGAAGAGAGGCGAGAGAGGAGGGAGGAAGGGAAGCGAGAGAGCAGGGAGGAAGAGAAGCGAGAGAGCAGGGAGGAAGAGAAGCGAGAGAGCAGAGAGGAAGAGAGGCGAGAGAGCAGGGAGGAAGAGAAGCGAGAAAGCAGGGAGGAAGAGAGGCGAGAGAGCAGGGAGGAAGAGAGGCGAGAGAGCAUGGAGGAAGAGAGGCGAGAGACCAGGGAGGAAGAGAGGCGAGAGAGCAGGGAGGAAGAGAAGCGAGAGAGCAGGGAGGAAGAGAGGCGAGAGAGCAGGGAGGAAGAGAGGCGAGAGAGCAGGAAGGAAGAGAGGCGAGAGAGCAGGGAGGAAGAGAAGCGAGAGAGCAGGGAGGAAGAGAGGCGAGAGAGCAGGGAGGAAGAGACGCGAGAAAGAAGGAAGGAAGAGAGGCGAGAGAGCAGGGAGGAAGAGAAGCGAGAGAGCAGGGAGGAAGAGAGGCAAGAGAGCAGGGAGGAAGAGAAGCGAGAGAGCAGGGAGGAAGAGAAGCGAGAGAGCAGGGAGGAAGGGAAGCGAGAGAGCAGGAAGGAAGAGAAGCGAGAGAGAAGGGAGGAAGAGAGGCGAGAGAGCAGGGAGGAAGAGAAGCGAGAGAGCAGGGUGGAAGAGAGGCGAGAGAGCAGGGAGGAAGAGAGGCAAGAGAGCAGGGAGGAAGAGAGGCGAGAGAGCAGGGAGGAAGAGAAGCGAGAGAGCAGGGAGGAAGAGAGGCGAGAGAGCAGGGAGGAAGAGAAGCGAGAGAGCAGGGAGGAAGAGAGGCGAGAGAGCAGGGAGGAAGAGAGGCGAGAGAGCAGGGAGGAAGAAGCAGGAAGGAAGAGAAGAAGAGAGCAGGGAGUAAGAGAAGCGAGAGAGCAGGGAGGAAGAGAGGCGAGAGAGCAGGGAGGAAGAGAAGCGAGAGAGCAGGGAGGAAGAGAGGCGAGAGAGCAGGGAGGAAGAGAGGCGAGAGAGCAGGGAGGAAGAGAAGCGAGAGAGCAGGGAGGAAGAGAGGCGAGAGAGCAGGGAGGAAGAGAAGAGAGAGAGCAGGGAGGAAGAGAGGCGAGAGAGCAGGGAGGAAGAGAGGCGAGAGAGCAGGGAGGAAGAGAAGCGAGAGAGCAGGGAGGAAGGGAAGCGAGAGAGCAGGGAGGAAGAGAGGCGAGAGAGCAGGGAGGAAGAGACGCGAGAGAGCAGGGAGGAAGAGAAGCGAGAGAGCAGGGAGGAAGAGAAGCGAGAGAGCAGGGAGGAAGAGAGGCGAGAGAGCAGGGAGAAAGAGAAGCGAGAGAGCAGGGAGGAAGAGAGGCGAGAGAUCAGGGAGGAAGAGAAGCGAGAGAGCAGGGAGGAAGAGAGGCGAGAGAGCAGGAAGGAAGAGAGGCGAGAGAGCAGGGAGGAAGAGAGGCGAGAGAGCAGGGAGGAAGAGAAGCGACAGAGCAGGGAGGAAGAGAGGCGGGAGAGCAGGGACGAAGAGAAGCGAGAGAGCAGGGAGGAAGAGAGGCGAGAGAGCAGGGAGGAAGAGAAGCGAGAGAGCAGGGAGGAAGAGAGGCGAGAGAGCAGAAAGGAAGAGAGGCGAGAGAGCAGGGAGGAAGAGAGGCGAGAAAGCAGGGAGGAAGAGAGGCGAGAGAGCAGGGAGGAAGAGAAGCGAGAGAGCAGGGAGGAAGAGAGGCGAGAGAGCAGGAAGGAAGAGAGGCGAGAGAGCAGGGAGGAAGAGAAGCGAGAGAGCAGGGAGGAAGAGAGGCGAGAGAGCAGGGAGGAAGAGAGGCGAGAGAGCAGGGAGGAAGAGAGGCGAGAGAGCAGGGAGGAAGAGAGGCGAGAGAGCAGGGAGGAAGAGAGGCGAGAGAGCAGGGAGGAAGAGAGGCGAGAGAGCAGGGAGGAAGAGAGGCGAGAAAGCAGGGAGGAAGAGAGGCGAGAGAGCAGGGAGGAAGAGAAGCGAGAGAGCAGGGAGGAAGAGAGGCGAGAGAGCAGGAAGGAAGAGAGGCGAGAGUGCAGGGAGGAAGAGACGCAAGAGAGCAGGGAGGAAGAGAGGCGAGAGAGCAGGGAGGUAGAGAAGCGAGAGAGCAGGGAGGAAGAGAGGCGAGAGAGCAGGAAGGAAGAGAGGCGAGAGAGCAGGGAGGAAGAGAAGCGAGAGAGCAGGGAGGAAGAGAAGCGAGAGAGCAGGGAGGAAGGGAAGCGAGAGAGCAGGGAGGAAGAGAAAAGAGGUUAGAGAGCAGGGAGGAAGAGAAGCGAGAGAGCAGGGAGGAAGAGAGGCGAGAGAGCAGGGAGGAAGAGAAGCGAGAGAGCAGGGAGGAAGAGAAGCGAGAGAGCAGGGAGGAAGGGAAGCGAGAGAGCAGGGAGGAAGAGAAGCGAGAGAGCAGGGAGGAACAGAGGCGAGAGAGCAGGGAGGAAGAGACGCGAGAAAGCAGGGAGGAAGAGAGGCGAGAGAGCAGGGAGGAAGAGAAGCGAGAGAGCAGGGAGGAAGAGAAGCGAGGGAGCAGGGAGGAAGGGAAGCGAGAGAGCAGGGAGGAAGAGAGGCGAGAGAGCAGGGAGGAAGAGAAGCGAGAGAGCAGGGAGGAAGAGAGGCGAGAGAGCAGAAAGGAAGAGAGGCGAGAGAGCAGGGAGGAAGAGACGCGAGAAAGCAGGGUGGAAGAGAGGCGAGAGAGGAAGGAGGAAGAGAAGCGAGAGAGCAGGGAGGAAGAGAGGCGAGAGAGCAGGAAGGAAGAGAGGCGAGAGAGCAGGGAGGAAGAGAAGCGAGAGAGCAGGGAGGAAGAGAGGCGAGAGAGCAGGGAGGAAGAGAGGCGAGAGAGCAGGGAGGAAGAGAGGCGAGAGAGCAGGGAGGAAGAGAGGCGAGAGAGCAGGGAGGAAGAGAGGCGAGAGAGCAGGGAGGAAGAGAGGCGAGAGAGCAGGGAGGAAGAGAGGCGAGAAAGCAGGGAGGAAGAGAGGCGAGAGAGCAGGGAGGAAGAGAAGCAAGAGAGCAGGGAGGAAGAGAGGCGAGAGAGCAGGAAGGAAGAGAGGCGAGAGAGCAGGGAGGAAGAGACGCAAGAGAGCAGGGAGGAAGAGAGGCGAGAGAGCAGGGAGGUAGAGAAGCGAGAGAGCAGGGAGGAAGAGAGGCGAGAGAGCAGGAAGGAAGAGAGGCGAGAGAGCAGGGAGGAAGAGAAGCGAGAGAGCAGGGAGGAAGAGAAGCGAGAGAGCAGGGAGGAAGAGAGGCGAGAGAGCAGGAAGGAAGAGAGGCGAGAGAGCAGGGAGGAAGAGAAGCGAGAGAGCAGGGAGGAAGAGAGGCGAGAGAGCAGGGAGGAAGAGAGGCGAGAGAGCAGGGAGGAAGAGAAGCGAGAGAGCAGGGAGGAAGAGAGGCGAGAGAGCAGGGAGGAAGAGAAGCGAGAGAGCAGGGAGGAAGGGAAGCGAGAGAGCAGGGAGGAAGAGAAGCGAGAGAGAAGGGAGGAAGAGAGGCGAGAGAGCAGGGAGGAAGAGAGGCGAGAGAGCAGGGAGGAAGAGAGGCGAGAGAGCAGGGAGGAAGAGAGGCGAGAGAGCAGGGAGGAAGAGAGGCGAGAGAGCAGGGAGGAAGAGAGGCGAGAGAGCAGGGAGGAAGAGAGGCGAGAAAGCAGGGAGGAAGAGAGGCGAGAGAGCAGGGAGGAAGAGAAGCGAGAGAGCAGGGAGGAAGAGAGGCGAGAGAGCAGGAAGGAAGAGAGGCGAGAGUGCAGGGAGGAAGAGACGCAAGAGAGCAGGGAGGAAGAGAGGCGAGAGAGCAGGGAGGUAGAGAAGCGAGAGAGCAGGGAGGAAGAGAGGCGAGAGAGCAGGAAGGAAGAUAGGCGAGAGAGCAGGGAGGAAGAGAAGCGAGAGAGCAGGGAGGAAGAGAAGCGAGAGAGCAGGGAGGAAGGGAAGCGAGAGAGCAGGGAGGAAGAGAGGCGAGAGAGCAGGGACGAAGAGAAGCGAGAGAGCAGGGAGGAAAAGAGGUUAGAGAGCAGGGAGGAAGAGAAGCGAGAGAGCAGGGAGGAAGAGAGGCGAGAGAGCAGGGAGGAAGAGAAGCGAGAGAGCAGGGAGGAAGAGAAGCGAGAGAGCAGGGAGGAAGGGAAGCGAGAGAGCAGGGAGGAAGAGAAGCGAGAGAGCAGGGAGGAACAGAGGCGAGAGAGCAGGGAGGAAGAGACGCGAGAAAGCAGGGAGGAAGAGAGGCGAGAGAGCAGGGAGGAAGAGAAGCGAGAGAGCAGGGAGGAAGAGAAGCGAGGGAGCAGGGAGGAAGGGAAGCGAGAGAGCAGGGAGGAAGAGAGGCGAGAGAGCAGGGAGGAAGAGAAGCGAGAGAGCAGGGAGGAAGAGAGGCGAGAGAGCAGAAAGGAAGAGAGGCGAGAGAGCAGGGAGGAAGAGACGCGAGAAAGCAGGGUGGAAGAGAGGCGAGAGAGGAAGGAGGAAGAGAAGCGAGAGAGCAGGGAGGAAGAGAGGCGAGAGAGCAGGAAGGAAGAGAGGCGAGAGAGCAGGGAGGAAGAGAAGCGAGAGAGCAGGGAGGAAGAAGGCGAGAGAGCAGGGAGGAAGAGAGGCGAGAGAGCAGGGAGGAAGAGAGGCGAGAGAGCAGGGAGGAAGAGAGGCGAGAGAGCAGGGAGGAAGAGAGGCGAGAGAGCAGGGAGGAAGAGAGGCGAGAAAGCAGGGAGGAAGAGAGGCGAGAGAGCAGGGAGGAAGAGAAGCAAGAGAGCAGGGAGGAAGAGAGGCGAGAGAGCAGGAAGGAAGAGAGGCGAGAGAGCAGGGAGGAAGAGACGCAAGAGAGCAGGGAGGAAGAGAGGCGAGAGAGCAGGGAGAGAGCAGGAAGGAAGAGAGGCGAGAGAGCAGGGAGGAAGAGAAGCGAGAGAGCAGGGAGGAAGAGAAGCGAGAGAGCAGGGAGGAAGAGAAGCGAGAGAGCAGGGAGGAAGAGAGGCGAGAGAGCAGGGACGAAGAGAAGCGAGAGAGCAGGGAGGAAAAGAGGUUAGAGAGCAGGGAGGAAGAGAAGCGAGAGAGCAGGGAGGAAGAGAGGCGAGAGAGCAGGGAGGAAGAGAAGCGAGAGAGCAGGGAGGAAGAGAAGCGAGAGAGCAGGGAGGAACAGAGGCGAGAGAGCAGGGAGGAAGAGAGGCGAGAGAGCAGGGAGGAAGAGACGCGAGAGAGCAGGGAGGAAGAGAAGCGAGAGAGCAGGGAGGAAGAGAGGCGAGAGAGCAGGAAGGAAGAGAGGCGAGAGAACAGGGACGAAGAGAAGCGAGAGAGCAGGGAGGAAAGGAAGCGAGAGAGCAGGGAGGAAGAGAAGCGAGAGAGCAGGGAGGAAGAGAGGCGAGAGAGCAGGGAGGAAGAGAGGCGAGAGAGCAGGGAGGAAGAGAGGCGAGAGAGCAGGGAGGAAGAGAGGCGAGAGAGCAGGGAGGAAGAGAGGCGACAGAGCAGGGAGGAAGAGAGGCGAGAGAGCAGGGAGGAAGAGACGCGAGAAAGCAGGGAGGAAGAGAGGCGAGAGAGCAGGGAGGAAGAGAAGCGAGAGAGCAGGGAGGAAGAGAGGCGAGAGAGCAGAAAGGAAGAGAGGCGAGAGAGCAGGGAGGAAGAGACGCGAGAAAGCAGGGAGGAAGAGAGGCGAGAGAGCAGGGAGGAAGUGAAGCGAGAGAGCAGGGAGGAAGAGAGGCGAGAGAGCAGGAAGGAAGAGAGGCGAGAGAGCAGGGAGGAAGAGAAGCGAGAGAGCAGGGAGGAAGAGAGGCGAGAGAGCAGGGAGGAAGAGAGGCGAGAAAGCAGGGAGGAAGAGAGGCGAGAGAGCAGGGAGGAAGAGAGGCGAGAGAGCAGGGAGGAAGAGAGGCGAGAGAGCAGGGAGGAAGAGAGGCGAGAGAGCAGGGAGGAAGAGAGGCGAGAAAGCAGAGAGGAAGAGAGGCGAGAGAGCAGGGAGGAAGAGAGGCGAGAGAGCAGGGAGGAAGAGAGGCGAGAGAGCAGGGAGGAAGAGAAGCGAGAGAGCAGGGAGGAAGAGAAGCGAGAGAGCAGGGAGGAAGAGAAGCGAGAGAGCAGGGAGGAAGAGAAGCGAGAGAGCGGGGAGGAAGAGAAGAAGAGAGCAGGGAGGAAGAGAAGCGAGAGAGCAGGGAGGAAGAGAGGCGAGAGAGCAGGGAGGAAGAGAAGCGAGAGAGCAGGGAGGAAGAGAGGCGAGAGAGCAGGGAGGAAGAGAGGCGAGAGAGCAGGGAGGAAGAGAAGCGAGAGAGCAGGGAGGAAGAGAGGCGAGAGAGCAGGGAGGAAGAGAAGAGAGAGAGCAGGGAGGAAGAGAGGCGAGAGAGCAGGGAGGAAGAGAGGCGAGAGAGCAGGGAGGAAGGGAAGCGAGAGAGCAGGGAGGAAGGGAAGCGAGAGAGCAGAGAGGAAGAGAGGCGAGAGAGUAGGGAGGAAGAGACGCGAGAGAGCAGGGAGGAGGAGAAGCGAGAGAGCAGGGAGGAAGUGAAGCGAGAGAGCAGGGAGGAAGAGAGGCGAGAGAGCAGGGAGAAAGAGAAGCGAGAGAGCAGGGAGGAACAGAGGCGAGAGAUCAGGGAGGAAGAGAAGCAAGAGAGCAGGGAGGAAGAGAGGCGAGAGACCAGGGAGGAAGAGAGGCAAGGGAGCAAGGAGGAAGAGAAGCGAGAGAGCAGGGAGGAAGAGAGGCGAGAGAGCAGGAAGGAAGAGAGGCGAGAGAGCAAGGAGGAAGAGAAGCGAGAGAGCAGGGAGGAAGAGAGGCGAGAGAGCAGGGAGGAAGAGAAGAGAGAGAGCAGGGAGGAAGAGAGGCGAGAGAGCAGGGAGGAAGAGAGGCGAGAGAGCAGGGAGGAAGGGAAGCGAGAGAGCAGGGAGGAAGGGAAGCGAGAGAGCAGAGAGGAAGAGAGGCGAGAGAGUAGGGAGGAAGAGACGCGAGAGAGCAGGGAGGAAGAGAAGCGAGAGAGCAGGGAGGAAGAGAGGCGAGAGAGCAGGGAGGAAGAGAAGCGAGAGAGCAGGGAGGAAGAGAGGCGAGAGAGCAGGGAGGAAGAGAGGCGAGAGAGCAGGGAGGAAGAGAAGCGAGAGAGCAGGGAGGAAGAGAGGCGAGAGAGCAGGGAGGAAGAGAAGAGAGAGAGCAGGGAGGAAGAGAGGCGAGAGAGCAGGGAGGAAGAGAGGCGAGAGAGCAGGGAGGAAGGGAAGCGAGAGAGCAGGGAGGAAGGGAAGCGAGAGAGCAGAGAGGAAGAGAGGCGAGAGAGUAGGGAGGAAGAGACGCGAGAGAGCAGGGAGGAGGAGAAGCGAGAGAGCAGGGAGGAAGUGAAGCGAGAGAGCAGGGAGGAAGAGAGGCGAGAGAGCAGGGAGAAAGAGAAGCGAGAGAGCAGGGAGGAACAGAGGCGAGAGAUCAGGGAGGAAGAGAAGCAAGAGAGCAGGGAGGAAGAGAGGCGAGAGACCAGGGAGGAAGAGAGGCAAGGGAGCAAGGAGGAAGAGAAGCGAGAGAGCAGGGAGGAAGAGAGGCGAGAGAGCAGGAAGGAAGAGAGGCGAGAGAGCAAGGAGGAAGAGAAGCGAGAGAGCAGGGAGGAAGAGAGGCGAGAGAGCAGGGAGGAAGAGAAGAGAGAGAGCAGGGAGGAAGAGAGGCGAGAGAGCAGGGAGGAAGAGAGGCGAGAGAGCAGGGAGGAAGGGAAGCGAGAGAGCAGGGAGGAAGGGAAGCGAGAGAGCAGAGAGGAAGAGAGGCGAGAGAAAGCGAGAGAGCAGGGAGGAAGAGAAGCGAGAGAGCAGGGAGGAAGAGAGGCGAGAGAUCAGGGAGGAAGAGAAGCAAGAGAGCAGGGAGGAAGAGAGGCGAGAGACCAGGGAGGAAGAGAGGCGAGGGAGCAGGGAGGAAGAGAAGCGAGAGAGCAGGGAGGAAGAGAGGCGAGAGAGCAGGGAGGAAGAGACGCGAGAAAGCAGGGAGGAAGAGAGGCGAGAGAGCAGGGAGGAAGAGAAGCGAGAGAGCAGGGAGGAAGAGAGGCGAGAGAGCAGGAAGGAAGAGAGGCGAGAGAGCAAGGAGGAAGAGAAGCGAGAGAGCAGGGAGGAAGAGAGGCGAGAGAGCAGGGAGGAAGAGAAGCGAGAGAGCAGGGAGGAAGGGAAGUGAGAGAGCAGGGAGGAAGAGAAGCGAGAGAGAAGGGAGGAAGAGAAGCGAGAGAGAAGGGAGGAAGAGAGGCGAGAGAGCAGGGAGGAAGAGAGGCGAGAGAGCAGGGAGGAAGAGAGGCGAGAGAGCAGGGAGGAAGAGAGGCGAGAGAGCAGGGAGGAAGAGAGGCGAGAGAGCAGGGAGGAAGAGAGGCGAGAGAGCAGGGAGGAAGAGAGGCGAGAAAGCAGGGAGGAAGAGAGGCGAGAGAGCAGGGAGGAAGAGAAGCGAGAGAGCAGGGAGGAAGAGAGGCGAGAGAGCAGGAAGGAAGAGAGACGAGAGAGCAGGGAGGAAGAGAAGCGAGAGAGCAGGGAGGAAGAGAGGCGAGAGAGCAGGGAGGAAGAGAAGUAAGAGAGCAGGGGGGAAGGGAAGCGAGAGAGCAUGGAGGAAGAGAAGCGAGAGAGAAGGGAGGAAGAGAGGCGAGAGAGCAGGGAGGAAGAGAGGCGAGAGAGCAGGGAGGAAGAGAGGCGAGAGAGCAGGGAGGAAGAGAGGCGAGAGAGCAGGGAGGAAGAGAGGCGAGAGACCAGGGAGGAAGAGAGGCGAGAGAGCAGGGAGGAAGAGAAGCGAGAGAGCAGGGAGGAAGAGAGGCGAGAGAGCAGGGAGGAAGAGACGCGAGAGAGCAGGGAGGAAGAGAGGCGAGAGAGCAGGGAGGAAGAGAAGCGAGAGAGCAGGGAGGAAGUGAAGCGAGAGAGCAAGGAGGAAGGGAAGCGAGAGAGCAGGGAGGAAGAGAAGCGAGAGAGAAGGGAGGAAGAGAGGCGAGAGAGCAGGGAGGAAGAGAGGCGAGACAGCAGGGAGUAAGAGAGGCGAGAGAGCAGGAGGAAGAGAGGCGAGAGAGCAGGGAGGAAGAGAGGCGAGAGAGCAGGGAGGAAGAGAGGGAGAGAGCAGGGAGGAAGAGAGCGAGAGAGCAGGGAGGAAGAGAGGCGAGAAAGCAGGGAGGAAGAGAGGCGAGAGAGCAGGGAGGAAGAGAAGCGAGAGAGCAGGGAGGAAGAGAGGCGAGAGAGCAGGAAGGAAGAGAGACGAGAGAGCAGGGAGGAAGAGAAGCGAGAGAGCAGGGAGGAAGAGAGGCGAGAGAGCAGGGAGGAAGAGAAGUAAGAGAGCAGGGGGGAAGGGAAGCGAGAGAGCAUGGAGGAAGAGAAGCGAGAGAGAAGGGAGGAAGAGAGGCGAGAGAGCAGGGAGGAAGAGAGGCGAGAGAGCAGGGAGGAAGAGAGGCGAGAGAGCAGGGAGGAAGAGAGGCGAGAGAGCAGGGAGGAAGAGAGGCGAGAGACCAGGGAGGAAGAGAGGCGAGAGAGCAGGGAGGAAGAGAAGCGAGAGAGCAGGGAGGAAGAGAGGCGAGAGAGCAGGGAGGAAGAGACGCGAGAGAGCAGGGAGGAAGAGAGGCGAGAGAGCAGGGAGGAAGAGAAGCGAGAGAGCAGGGAGGAAGUGAAGCGAGAGAGCAAGGAGGAAGGGAAGCGAGAGAGCAGGGAGGAAGAGAAGCGAGAGAGAAGGGAGGAAGAGAGGCGAGAGAGCAGGGAGGAAGAGAGGCGAGACAGCAGGGAGUAAGAGAGGCGAGAGAGCACGAGAGAGCAGGGAGGAAGGGAAGCGAGAGAGCAGGGAGGAAGAGAAGCGAGAGAGAAGGGAGGAAUAGAGGCGAGAGAGCAGGGAGGAAGAGAGGCGAGAGAGCAGGGAGGAAGAGAAGCGAGAGAGCAGGGAGGAAGAGAGGCGAGAGAGCAGGGAGGAAGAGAUGCGAGAAAGCAGGGAGGAAGAGAGGCGAGAGAGCAGUGAGGAAGAGAGGCGAGAGAGCAGGGAGGAAGAGAGCCGAGAGAGCAGGGAGGAAGAGAGGCGAGAGAGCAGGGAGGAAGAGAGGCGAGAGAGCAGGGAGGAAGAGAGGCGAGAGAGCAGGGAGGAAGAGAAGCGAGAGAGCAGGGAGGAAGAGAGGCGAGAGAGCAGGGAGGAAGAGAUGCGAGAAAGCAGGGAGGAAGAGAGGCGAGAGAGCAGGGAGGAAGAGAAGCGAGAGAGCAGGGAGGAAGAGAGGCGAGAGAGCAGGGAGGAAGAGAAGCGAGAGAGCAGGGAGGAAGAGAAGCGAGAGAGCAGGGAGGAAGGGAAGGGAGAGAGCAGGGGGAAAGAGAAGCAAGAGAGAAGGGAGGAAGAGAGGCGAGAGAGCAGGGAGGAAGAGAGGCGAGAGAGCAUGGAGGAAGAGAGGCAAGAGAGCAGGGAGGAAGAGAGGCGAGAGAGCAGGGAGGAAGAGACGCGAGAUAGCAGGGAGGAAGAGAAGCGAGAGAGCAGGGAGGAAGAGAAGCGAGAGAGCAGGGAGGAAGAGAAGCGAGAGAGCAGGGAGGAAGGGAAGUGAGAGAGCAGGGAGGAAGAGAAGCGAGAGAGAAGGGAGGAAGAGAAGCGAGAGAGAAGGGAGGAAGAGAGGCGAGAGAGCAGGGAGGAAGAGGAGGCGAGAGAGGAAGCAGGGAGGGAAGAGAGGCGAGGAGAGCAGGGAGGAAGAGAGGCGAGAGAGCACGGAGGAAGAGAGGCGAAAAGGGAGGAAGAGGGCGAGAAAGGAGGAAGAGAGGCGAGAGAGCAGGGAGGAAAGGAGGCGAGAAAAGGGAGGAAGAGAGGCGAGAAAGCAGGGAGGAAGAGAGGCGAGAGAGCAGGGAGGAAGAGAAGCGAGAGAGCAGGGAGGAAGAGAGGCGAGAGAGCAGGAAGGAAGAGAGACGGAGAGCAGGGAGGAAGAGAAGCGAGAGAGCAGGGAGGAAGAGAGGCGAGAGAGCAGGGAGGAAGAGAA
This is a messenger RNA of Closterium sp. NIES-67, 13406 nucleotides long. Lineage: Eukaryota; Viridiplantae; Streptophyta; Zygnematophyceae; Desmidiales; Closteriaceae. The record is from the annotation of a GenBank genome assembly.